AUGGAAAAGUAUCAGAAAAUUGAGAAACUGGGCGAAGGAACAUAUGGAAUUGUAUAUAAAGCACAGAACAAGGAUCUGGGAGAGAUUGUCGCUCUGAAAAGGAUACGGUUGGAUAACGAAGAAGAAGGAGUCCCUUGUACUGCUAUCCGUGAAAUAUCUCUUUUAAAGGAAUUGAAACACCCAAACAUUGUCAGACUAUACGAUGUCAUCCAUACCGAAAAGAAGCUGACCCUGGUAUUCGAGUACUUGGAUUCAGAUCUGAAAAAGUUCUUGGAUACCUAUGCCGGCGAUAUCGAUGUACCCACAAUCAAACUCCUGAUGUACCAACUGCUCAAGGGAAUCGAAUACUGUCAUGCGAAUCGAGUACUGCAUCGAGAUCUUAAACCACAAAACCUGCUAAUCAACAAGAAACUGGAACUAAAAUUAGCAGAUUUCGGUCUUGCUAGAGCAUUCGGAAUCCCAGUUCGAAGCUACUCUCAUGAAGUCGUCACAUUAUGGUAUCGAGCUCCCGAUGUACUCAUGGGCUCGAGGCAGUACUCUACGUCCAUUGAUCUGUGGUCUGCUGGUUGUAUUUUUGCUGAAAUGGCUAUGGGACGAUCAUUAUUUCCGGGAAGCUCUGCUCGAGAUCAACUGCUUCGAAUUUUUAAGGUGCUCGGAACACCAGAUGAAAAGUCAUGGCCCAAAAUAGCAGAACUGCCAGAUUACAAGACAGACUUCCCAAUAUACGCCAAACAACCGCUGGAUGCUCUAGUCCCCAAACUAGAUCCAAGUGGUAUUGAUUUACUUUCCCGACUUAUUGAAUAUCAACCGGAAAAGAGAAUUAGUGCCGAGAAGGCACUUCAACAUCCGUUCUUUGAUGAUUUACAGUUGCAGAAUAGAUGA
Messenger RNA from Synchytrium microbalum, 882 nucleotides. RefSeq lists its product as uncharacterized. Gene Ontology annotation, biological process: protein phosphorylation. The record is from RefSeq and is a predicted model, not a curated record. The transcript is spliced from 12 exons. Gene Ontology annotation, cellular component: cytoplasm; nucleus. Gene Ontology annotation, molecular function: cyclin-dependent protein serine/threonine kinase activity; ATP binding. NCBI's taxonomy places the organism in Eukaryota, Fungi, Chytridiomycota, Chytridiomycetes, Synchytriales, Synchytriaceae. Bases 1 to 882 code for a protein of 293 amino acids.